AUCUUCUUUCACUUGGCUUCGAACCACCAUCCGACGAAGAUGAUCCGAAACGGCGCGCUCUUCCUGAUCCUGGCCCUGUCCACGGUCUACGCGGAAAUUGUACAGUGGACGCCAUGUCCUAACUCUGAAAAUAGCGAUUCAGUUUGUACUAUACACGAAGUACGUGUAGAUCCAUGCAGGGAAGCUGCAGAAAGAAAGCCAUGUGCUUUAAAAAAAGGUCACAAUGCAAGCAUAAGUUUUGACUAUACCACCGAAUUCAGUAGUGACACGUUGAAGAGCAGAGCAUUUUGGGCUUCGGAAAUCGUUGAUUUACCAUUUUUGGGCAUGCCACUUGAUGCUUGUUUAUCCACUGCUUGUCCAGCUAUACCUUCUCAAAAGCAAACAUACACAGUGCAAUUGCCGAUCUCUAAAAAAUUCCCUGCGCGAACGUAUAAUCUCAAAUGGAAACUAUGGAACUCAGAAGACCAAGAAUGCUGUUUUAUGUUCCAAAUUAAAUUGGUGAAGUAAAGUUGUUGUUCUUAAAAAUCUAUGUGUCAUCUUUCGCAAUGAUUAUAAUUCGCCGAUCAAUAAUUUAAUGAAAUAAACGAUAUAUCCAUAUUAA
This is a messenger RNA of Nylanderia fulva, 601 nucleotides long. Its product is annotated as MD-2-related lipid-recognition protein. Gene Ontology annotation, molecular function: sterol binding. Gene Ontology annotation, biological process: sterol transport. NCBI's taxonomy places the organism in Eukaryota, Metazoa, Arthropoda, Insecta, Hymenoptera, Formicidae. The record is from RefSeq and is a predicted model, not a curated record.